GAUAAUAGGUCGCCCCGACUCUGACUUGUCUGCGGUCCGGAGCAGGAUGCUCUUUCCCAGCGGUGGCCAGGACUCAUCCAGGGGUCUGCCUGACAUCAAUAACUGGGGUCUGGGCCUACAGUCCCUCAGCCUGUCUGACUGGGAGAGACCGUGGAGCAGCCAUGACACGGAUUCCUCUGCACAGACCAACACAGCCUCACUGCAAGGAAUUUUGGGGACUCCCAGCCAUCUCUCCAACAAGCCUCCGAGAUACUCGGAGCCUUCCAUUGGUGCCACAGACUUCCUAGAAAAAUUUCCCAGCAUGGCACGCUUGAACUCUCAAUCUUUCCUGGACUCUCACUCCAUUAGCCCUGUGGACUCGGAGACCAGUGGCUUCAGCUCUGGUUCUGAUCACCUCUCAGACCUGCUGUCUUCUUUGAGGAUCUCGCCGUCUGUGCCCUUCCUUAUGUCUAGUAUGCAAAGGGAUCCUCUCAAGCUAGCGCUGGGUUCUCGGAUGGACCUCCGCAGCUCCCCUCUUACCCCGCCACCCAGUGCCACCCCAAGCGGUGGUCUGUCCCACCGCUGGCCUGGUGCCUCCAUCUGGCCCAACUGGGACCUAAUGAAGACUCCUGAGAGCCCCUUCAGCAUUGAAAGAGAGGCCUGGCUUCACAGACAGGCAGCCUCCAUCAAUGAAGCUACCUUCACAUGGAGUGGGCAGCUGCCCCCCAGACACUACCAAAAUCCCAUUUAUUCCUGCAAGGUGUUUUUAGGAGGAGUUCCCUGGGACAUCACUGAAGCUGGUUUGAUAAACACUUUUAAAUGCUAUGGCCCUCUCAGUGUGGAGUGGCCAGGUAAGGAUGGCAAGCACCCUCGCUGCCCUCCGAAAGGUAAUAUGCCCAAAGGUUAUGUGUACUUGGUGUUUGAAUCGGACAAGUCUGUGUGUGCCCUGCUACAGGACUGCACUGAGGACCUGCUCCAUCCUGAGGGCUACAGCGAGUAUUACUUCAAAAUGUCCAGCAGAAGGAUGCGCUGCAAAGAUGCACAGGUGAUCCCUUGGGUGAUUUCAGACAGUAACUAUGUGAGUUGCCCCUCUCAAAGGCUGGACCCUAGGAACACUGUGUUUGUAGGAGCCCUGCAUGGCAUGCUCAACGCUGAGGCCUUGGCCAGCAUCAUGAAUGAUCUGUUCGGAGGUGUUGUGUAUGCGGGCAUCGACACAGACAAGCACAAGUACCCCAUUGGUUCUGGACGUGUAACCUUUAACAACCAGCGCAGUUAUCUGAAAGCUGUGAGUGCUGCAUUUGUUGAGAUAAAGACGCCCAAAUUUACAAAGAAGGUUCAGAUUGACCCAUACCAAAAAACAUUUAAAGCUAUGCAAGUACAUCGGUAG
This is a messenger RNA of Sinocyclocheilus grahami, 1366 nucleotides long. It is a transcript of the gene cpeb1b, whose product is annotated as cytoplasmic polyadenylation element binding protein 1b. The transcript is spliced from 9 exons. Gene Ontology annotation, cellular component: nucleus; cytoplasm; neuron projection. Gene Ontology annotation, biological process: negative regulation of cytoplasmic translation. Gene Ontology annotation, molecular function: translation factor activity, RNA binding; ribosome binding; mRNA 3'-UTR binding. Bases 47 to 1366 code for a protein of 439 amino acids. The record is from RefSeq and is a predicted model, not a curated record. Lineage: Eukaryota; Metazoa; Chordata; Actinopteri; Cypriniformes; Cyprinidae.